UUUGCCAUUAUCAUCACAAUGGAACAUGCAGACAUCCCCAAGAGGCCGUGGGAUACCUGUCGAGAGGUCCCCGUCAUUGAAGAUGAACAAACUCCCUGGAAACUGAUCAAACUACUAAAGAUCAUUUCUCUCUUUGUAGUCGCUGUGAUUGUGUUUGGAUUUGCUAUAUGUAGCAAGACUGCUUUCCUCCUCCUCAUCACCUUUUCAAAUGAAGGCACAAAAACCAUCCCAGCAGAGCAGAAACCUGUCGCUCUGCUUUGCGUCGGCUGCUCGCUCAUCGCCUCCACUGUUUUUUUAUUUCUCAAAAGCAUCUGGAAGGCCUGCUACAAAACUUCAAAGCUGCCAGCAAAAACAACUACGGCCCUGGUUCUGUUCUUCGAGUUUCUGGUGUCUGGGGGUGCAGCGAUUCUCACCAUCGUGGCGAUGCCUCACUUGGACAUCGUGACCAACGUGACAAUACUGAACGGCGUAGCCGUCCUCUCUUCGCUCCUUCAGGUGAUCGCUCAGUGCGUUGCCAAGGAAAGGAACCGCUUCCUGCUGCCAUCCAUCACUGCCUUCAUCCUCAUUUUGUUGGGUUAUGUCCUGUUCCUCGUCUUAUACAUCAUGAAGGAUCCUACUGAUAUCAAGAUGGCCAUCUGGGUGGGUCUGGCUGUUGGUGGGUCCUUCUUGGUGUCUUUCAACUGGUGGGAGAAAUACCUGAGGCUGAUCAGCGAGAACAGCAGCUCGGUCUUUCUCAAGAACCUGAGUAAAGACAUGAGGAAGUGCCAGAACAUCCUGCACAUCCUCUCCAGCCUGCUCAGGAUCGCGGUGACCGCCUGUGUGCUCGGAGCCUACGUCCCUCUGACCAAAAUGGACUGGAACAUCGUGACGUCCAUCCCAAGCCGUGAGACCAGGAUCAUAGCCAUCACCAUCGGGGUCCAGCUUGUUUCCUCAGCACUCUGCCACUGGUUCGCUGUUGCAGCCUGCAAGAUGCACGCCCUGCGACGCUGCUUCGUCGUGCCUUUGUACCUGGCCUCUCUGGCUGUUAUGGCCGUGCUCGUCAUCCCUGUCAUUGUUUACUAUCAGGACUACAGAACAAGUCUGAAUGGGACUACAAGCAUCAACUUCACAAGCUACUGCACUGUGGUUGUGGAUGGAAGAAACCAAAGCCUGAACGACAGUGUGUUCCCACACCUGGUCCUGGAUGUUACACACACUCUGUGCUUCCUGGACAUGUCCAAGAUGGCUGACAUUGGCUUACUGACAGGUUCAUCAGUGUCCUGGUGGCUCGGGCUGGUGUUGGCCACCCUCCAUCUGUGGUACCUCAGUGUGUAUCGUAUCCAGAGAACCCAAGACCUGUUCGCCAGGAGGCUGUACGAAGGAGCCUUCAUCGAGCAGUCCCUCCUACUCAACACCCGCUUCGACAUCCAGACCAAAAACAGGAUGAAGAAGUUUAUGGAAAGUGAAACUGCGAUGGUGUAUCUGUGUGCGACCAUGUGGCACGAGACCUACGAUGAGAUGAUGAACAUCAUUAUCUCGAUAUUCAGGCUGGACAGGUACAGACCAAAGAAAGAGCCAAAGUACAAAGAUUUCACCUUUGAAGCCCACAUCUACUUUGACGACGCAUUCGAAAGCAUUGAGGGGAGUCAGGAGCGUCACCUCAACGAAUACGCAAAGAACCUCGUGGAAAUCAUCACGGAAGUUUACGGCAUCUUUACGAGCAUCAACGAUCAGUUCUUCAGGAAGCAGCAUCAGAUUCCUGAUCAGAAGGUCAUAAGGACACCGUACGGAGGUCGCCUGGUCAUCACCAUGCCUCACGGGAACGACAUCAUUGUUCACUUCAAGGACAAAGACCUCAUCCGCCACAAGAAGAGAUGGUCUCAGGUCAUGUACCUUUACUAUCUUCUCGGCUGGAAACUCAUGACCAAAUAUUACACACGUUGGCAGAAAGGAGAGGAAGAGAAAGAGCUGAAAGCAGAGGUCCAGAAAGAGAAGCACAACACCUACCUCCUGGCUUUAGAUGGGGACACAGACUUCCAGCCGGCAGCUGUGAUGCUGCUCAUCGAUCGUCUGAAAAUGUACCCACGUGUUGGGGCAGCAUGUGGCAGGAUUCACCCCACGGGAUCAGGUCCUGCAGUGUGGUUCCAGAAGUUUGAGUACGCUGUCAGUCACUGGCUGCAGAAGACAGCGGAGCACGUGAUUGGCUGUGUGCUGUGCAGCCCGGGCUGCUUCAGUCUGUUCAGAGCAGAGGCGCUGAUGGACGACAACGUGAUGAGGAGAUACUCCACCAAGUCCACAGAGGCGAGCCACUACGUCCAGUACGAUCAAGGCGAGGACCGCUGGCUCUGCACUCUGCUGCUGAAGCAGGGAUGGAGAGUGGAGUACAACGCAGCAUCCGAUGCCUACACCAACGCACCUGAAGACUUCAAAGAACUCUACAACCAGCGCCGGCGAUGGGGACCGUCCACACUGGCCAAUGUGGUGGAUCUGCUGGGCUCCACCAACCUUAUUUCCAAGAGGAACCCAUCCAUAUCCAAAGCCUUCAUGUUCUACCAGCUCUUUGCCAUCAUCUCAGCCAUUCUGGCUCCUGCCACCAUCUGCCUUUUGGUUGCAGGUAGUUUGACCUUUAUUACAAACAUCCCUGCCCCUGCUGCUCUGGUCAUAGCUGUGAUACCUCCUGCCAUCUACCUGGGUCUCUGCUUUAAGCUCAAGCCAGACACUCAGAUCACUGUUGCAGCGAUCUUGAGUCUCAUUUAUGCAUUCCUCAUGCUGGUGGUGACGAUGUCCAUUAUCGGUUCAAUGGUGAAGGAAAAAACCAUCCUGACACCCAGCAGCAUUUUUGUCAUCGCGAUGGCCAUCAUUUACAUCAUCACUGCCAUAAUGCAUCCUCAGGAGUUCUCUAUAGUGUUCUAUGGCUUUCUCUACAUCAUCUGCAUCCCCAGCGCCUACCUUCUGCUCACCAUCUACUCCAUGGUCAACAUGAACAACGUGUCCUGGGGCACCAGGGAGACGAAAUCUGCUGCUGGGGCUGCCCCACCUGCAGCAGCCACCCCUCAAACAAGAGCACAGAAAGCCAAAAGCACCUUCCAGCGGCUCCUCUCGUGGGUUAAAUGUUGUAAAAAAUCCAGCCGGAAGUCUCAAGAGCGACAGCUCAGUGUCAACCAGGAGAGCAUAAUCCCAGAACCUGAGCAGGCUGAACCUCUGCCCCAAAACACAAUUGUAGAAGACAUAAAGAUCCCAGAGGUAGAGCAGAGGCAAGUUCCACCUGUUUUCGACUGUCCUACUCAAUGCUGGGUCACACAACUACAGGAGUCGUCCACUGACAUGAGACUGCAGGAGGACUCACUCGACCAGGGGGAGCAGGAGUUCUGGAACGAGCUUCAGGAGAGGUACCUGAAACCUCUGCCCGAUGACAAAGAGAAACAGAAAAAGAUUGCCAGUAAUCUGCAGGGGCUGAGAAACAAGAUCAACUUCGCCUUCUUCAUCUUGAAUGCCAUGUGGCUGGUGGCGACAUUCACUCUCCAGAUCUUCCACAACGUCUUUACCAUCAAAAUCCCAAAGGUCGACUUAGACCUCAAAGAGACCGGAACAGACAUAGAAGUCGAUCCUAUUUCCUUCAUGUUCAUUCUGGGAUUUGCAGUGUCGGUCGUGAUCCAGUUCUUAGCCAUGCUGUACCACAGAAUCUACACCCUGAUCCAUUAUGUAGCCUUUCUGGACACCGAGCCAAAGGAGCAAAAACCUGAAACGCAAGACUUAUAUGUGCAAGGCAAAAAGGACGAUUCUGUCUCCAGUGCAGACUCCGACUCCAUGUCCCAGGACGACUGGUCUGACAGUGACGAUGAGUACGCCCCAGGGUUGUACAACAGAGGCUAUGAUGGAGGAACGCUGGUGUAAACACAGCUUCUCUGCACAACCAAAACUUUUUAGCACUUUUCCACUGUAUGUGAGAUUUUACCAAAAAUGUCUUCAUUAUGUGCAUUAUUCAUGUCGAGUUUACAUUUAUUCAAGUGCAAUUUAUUUAUAAAAGCUUGUAUUGAACCAGUUUGUUACAAACUGCUUUAAAGGAAGGGAAAGGGACAGAGCAAGAACAACACAACCUGUCAACCAUGUUGUGUGUGUGUGUGUGUGUCAGUAUCUGUUAAUGGUAUUUAUGAAGGAUCUGUUGUAUUAUGUUGUGUUACAUGGUAAAUUCUGAGUUUGCUGCUUCUAGAUGUAAUAUUCUGUCUAAUGUGGAGAGGAAUGAAUGAAGAUUGAUGAAGUUCUUUUAUUGUUUAAAAAAAAGUCAGGAUAUGUUGUGCACUGAACUUGUUGGCAGGUGCUUGUAUUUAUGAGAAAAAAAAUUAAUUAUCAGUAGAUAGUUUUCUCUAGUUCCACUGUUGUUGUAAAAUGUCUUGGAUAAACAUGUAAGCUUAAAACCAAAUAUAUAAAGUGUUCGCUGCCUUAUUGGCACAGAAAUGUGUUAAAAAGAAAAAGAAAACUGUAAAGAGCAUUAGCAGAUAUUGUAUUUAUUUUUGAAUGAAUGAGGAAAAGGUAUAACUAUCCAGAGAUUUUGUUUCUAUGAUUUGUAAUUUUACUUUUUUAUAAAACAGUGAGAGCUGACUUUUGGUGUUUAGCUUUGUUGUUAUAUGUCGUGUUUUUUCAGUUCAAGUUUUUAAAAUAAAUUAUCUUAUAAGUAUA
Molecule: messenger RNA, 4656 nt
Organism: Toxotes jaculatrix (banded archerfish)
Lineage: Eukaryota; Metazoa; Chordata; Actinopteri; Toxotidae
Product: chitin synthase chs-1-like
Exons: 22
Coding region: 19-3873 (1284 amino acids)
Cellular component (GO): cell septum; cell periphery
Molecular function (GO): chitin synthase activity
Source: RefSeq, a predicted model, not a curated record